Molecule: messenger RNA, 3806 nt
Organism: Mya arenaria
Lineage: Eukaryota; Metazoa; Mollusca; Bivalvia; Myida; Myidae
Product: mdm2-binding protein-like
Exons: 21
Coding region: 79-2505 (808 amino acids)
Biological process (GO): traversing start control point of mitotic cell cycle; protein localization to kinetochore; regulation of protein ubiquitination
Cellular component (GO): kinetochore
Source: RefSeq, a predicted model, not a curated record
GUUUUUUAGGUUGCCUCCCCUUGCCCGGAAAAAGUCAAAAUAUGUAAUUAUCUGAAAAUUGUUAUUUCAGUACUAAUUAUGAGGAUGUACUUACUCUGUAUAAGCGAUAAAGGAAAUGAUCAUGUUCAGCAUGUACUUGAGAGCUAUGUUGGAGCAACCAAUGAUAAAGUCCAGUCAGCUUGUGUCUACUUUGAUGACAAGAAUGAUGAAUGUACAGACUGGAGUGUCCUAGAUGCUGUACAGCAGAUACAAGACAACGAGAGUUUAUCAGAUGAGUUUGACCUCCAGAGGACAGCAGCAGCUCUGCACAGACUCACAGACACCAUCCCAGCAACAGAUGUGUUAGUUGAUGUUUGCUUGUGGCCAACUAAAAGGACAACAGAAAGUGGCUAUAUUUUAUUUCUGGGAGCUCUGCGGAGGUUAAAAGACUGGCACAAUGCCAAGUUCACGAUAUUUGACCCAGACCCUUCGGAAGACACAGAAUUCCUGCAGAAGUUUACGUCUGCUAGUGUACACGUGCAAACAGACAGCUUCAGCAUUGACUACCAUGAUCUUAUGUGGAGGGGAAAGGUGUCCAUAUGCGACAAAAUUGAGAACAAAGGUCUGACAGUUCCGGGUGUGAGCCUGCACAAACUCUCCCAGUCCUCUCCCGACCUCAUGUUUCCUCUCCCCACCCCCCAUCAUUUACAACAGCUGGAGCGAGGUCGACUGGGUCGGAUGUUUGAGGUCAUGGAUGAAGUCCUGGUGUCCUCCAUUCCAGCCAUGUUCAUCACACCUCACACAUAUAAACUAUGUUUGUACCAGAAACACCCUUUUUCUCAAAUACUCAUGAACUAUAUCCAGCAAAAUGAUCAGGCUGGUUUUCUGGCGAGACUGGCGGUAUAUCCAGACAGCAAAAAACCUCCAGUGUGUAGCGAGGUGGGUCUGUCUGCCGAGGCCUGGAAGGAAAACAUCAGCACCGACAUACAGUUUGUACAGGAGCCAGAGGAAGAUCUGCAGGAUAACUAUGAAUUUCUUUUCUUCAUAAUUACCUCCCCUGACCAAUCCUUGUCACCUGAAAGCUUUGUGGCCCAUGCCAACCUGCUGGAGCACCCAUACAGCCUCAGUGGCGCCAUAGCAACCAGUAUAUUCCACCAAUCACUGUGUGCAGUUAAAGGUGAACAAUCUGUGAACAUUGACUUGAGUGACCUGCCCCUUUUCAACUCACACACAUUGAGACAUGUAGAACAAGAUAUUUUAUACUUGCAAAGAAUUAUGCUGGAAAGAUUAAAAGACUCCAGGGAGAAAGCUGGCCAGUCUCUAGUGCUAGACCAUGAAGAGUUGUCCUCUUUCUUAGGGGAGAUACGGGUUAAAUAUCUCACCGAGCUGAGACAGAAACUACCUCCAAAUGACCUGCCUGAGCCCACAGUGAGGGUGAAUUUGCAGAAGGAAGUGUAUGAGGCUGGUGAGAACUCAUACGAGUGGCGUGAGAGGCUGGUCCAGCAGUACCAGGAGAGUCAGAGACGCACGCUGUCCCGUAUACAGUCCUCCGAGAGUAUGCAGAUGUCGUCGCCCAUUCAGCAUGGGGAAACAUCAACAAGUGUGGACAUCCAGUGUUUCUUGAAGUUCUUUCAUCCGGAUGGCACUGCAGCGGCUGACAAUCUCUCCCCAGUUAGAAGAAGGAGAGGCGGCAGCCGAGUCCAGACGAAGCUUUGCACUCCUGAUGUAGGUGACAAUGUUGUCACUACCUGGCCGGAGAGCAAAGACACUUCGUCACAUGACAUCUAUUACAACAUAGACAAAAAGUCGGAGAAAGUUAACAAUCAUUUAAACAAGCUGCAGGAGAGAUAUGUGAAGGACGAGACAUACAGUUCCUGCCGCUCCCCCAUUGUUCUCUUCCCAAAGGUGAUGAAGAAGAAAGCAAUCAAGGACCCUGCCCAGGCCCUCCGUCGGUCUCCGAGAAAGAAGGCCCCACCACGGUCAGACCAGCUGAAUACGUCUGUUGAAGAUCACAGGAAACAAAGAUUAUCAGCUGGCAGGUUGUCCGAGUGGAGAACGCCUCAGGGAGGUGUUAGAGACAGGGAGAACAAACGUCGCUACUCCACAACCGCCCUGUCACAACCUGUUAGAAGCCUCAGUCUCACUGAUCAGGGUAGCCGUCGUUUGUCUGACAUAGGGGAAAAAAAGUCUACUCCAGUUCCCAGACAAGUGGACAAACUACGACGUGACUCGGAUGCAGACUCUGCCUUCGUCACACCCCAGGGCCAGGCCAUGACGAAGGAGUCAAGAUCAGACAGGCAUAAGAGGAGACUAUUAGACAUUGUUAACAAUGUUUUGGAAGAAAAUGGCGUCCCUCCUGAAGAUCCUAUCUACAAAUCAUGCUCAUCACGGCUUUACAAAGUCACCAAACUCUUUGUUAUGGACUUGCCAAAUUCCAGAAACCUGAAAGAGGAGAUGAUAAAUAUUGCAAAAAGUCAAGUAAAACAGGUGAUAGAGGUUGACAGAAACAGACAGAAAGACGUAUGAUUGGUUGCUGCAUGGUUUAAAGCCCAACCUUGAGUCAUACUGUCAAUAAGGAUUGGUCAUAUGUGCCAUGUUAUUAGCUCAUUAUACCCCCCAAAACAAAGUUUGGGGGGGUAUACUGGAAUCGGGUUGUCCGUCCGUCUGUCCGUCCGGUUUUUUUUUGUCCGGGAUUCAUCUUUGUCAUUAUUGAACAAAUCUUUUUCAAACUUUCAGAUAUUAAUGGCCAUGAUGUAAACUUGCGCCUCUGUGAAAUUGGUACGGGUCACAUGACCCUGAUCAGAGUUAUCUCCCCUUGAUGUGUUAAAGUAGGCAAAAUAAGCCCUGUCCGGGAUUCAUCUUUGUUAUUAUUCAACAAAUCUUUUUCAAACUUUCAGAAAUUAAUGGCCAUGAUGUAAACUUGCGCCUCUGUGAAAUUGGUACAGGUCACAUGACCCUGACUGGAGUUAUCUCCCCUUGAUGUGUUAAAGUAGGCAAAAUAAGCCCUGUCCGGGAUUCAUCUUUGUUAUUAUUCAACAAAUCUUUAUCAAACUUUCAGAAAUUAAUGGCCAUGUUGUAAACUUUCGCCUCUGUGAAUUUGGUACAGGUCACAUGACCCUGACUGGAGUUAUCUCCCCUUGAUGUGUUAAAGUAGGCAAAAUAAGCCCUGUCCGGGAUUCAUCUUUGUUAUUAUUCAACAAAUCUUUAUCAAACUUUCAGAAAUUAAUGGCCAUGUUGUAAACUUUCGCCUCUGUGAAUUUGGUACAGGUCACAUGACCCUGACUGGAGUUAUCUCCCCUUGUAGGCAAAAUUAGCUUUGUCCGGCCUAACUCCAGGGCAAACAACCUAGACAUGGAGGGGUGGGGGGUAUUCGUUAGCCUAUGGCUUACAGUUCUAGUUUUCAUUGAAGUCAUGGUCAAGGUGUUGUAGACUUGGCUUAGUAGUCAUUUGUGUGCAAAAAUUUAAACCUUGGCCUUAAUAAAAAAAACUUUCAAGAUAUUCAAGUGAAUCUUGGAGCCCAGGUAGCCAGAGAGCAUGGUUAUAAAAGAACAAAUAUGUUCACCAAUACUGCCAUCUAUAAAAGCAAUUUUAUUGACUGACCUGUAUGUGUCGAAGAUGUCUUGAAAGUUAUUACAUUCUAAAAAAAUUUUUGUAAAUACUCAUGUUAUCAUUGUGCUUUGCUUUGUAUAGUAUGCUACACUGUAUGUCUAUAUCUACAUAUGAUAUUUAUUGACAUCAUCUUAAAUAAUAGUUGUACUGUAUGUAUACCUUUAAACUUGUGCUGUUUUGCAUGUCAAAUGCUUAAAUUAAUAAAACUAUGAAAUAUG